CAGCUUAACAAAGUCUCACUCUUUUAGCAAGAAGUCUUGCGGCGCGUCAUUAUGUGAUCUUGUUCAGCCAGCUCCUAUCAGUAGUGGAAGCUGCUAGUCGCUCUUGCCUGCUUGAGUCCACCACGGUUUGUGCUCCCGCCAAAAGAUAAAAACUUUCCUCCUGCUUCUUCAUCAUACUCCACCACCUCCAUUACAGCAUUUCAUAUCAUCAUCGUUAUGGAAUUCGAUCCUCUCGCUCGGGAGUUCACUCCAGAUCAUAUUGCAGAUUUUCUGCGGCAUGGCCUGCCAGAUUCCGAGUCCAGACCGAUGUCCCCAAACCACCUCGCCUUUCACGAACGAGUUGGGGACACAGGUGUAGAUACCCAAUCUCUAUACCAAGACGCGAUGAAAUAUCAACCUCGUCAUACUGAGGCUUGCGAAGCACAAUACGAAACCCUGCCGGCAACUACUGGAAACCAUCGCCAUCAUCAUCGCCAUGGCGCUGUAUCAAUUCCGUUGGAAGAUUUUGACUACGAGAAGCACCAACAUUCGAGUUGGGAGUCUGCGGAGCGAUGCCGCAAACGUCGUAAGGAACAGCAGCGUCUGGCAGUAGAGCGCGAAAUAGCACUCCAGAAAGCAUGCCAUGAGGCCACUGAGACCGAGCAAUAUCGACCAGAAAUGAGUGGACAAUCUGCAACAGAUCAUAUUGCGGAUCAUCACAGCGGAACGACUUCUUCCACGAUAGACACGCACUGCUUCUACAGGAAGGCCCAAAAAGAGUUUUGUGCGGCUGCGUGGAAGGACAAAAAUCCAUCCAAUUCUGGACCUUGUUCUUAUGUGGUAUUCCAACAUGCGGAGGAUACUUCCACAAUCACAUCUAGCAGUGGAUCAGCGUAUGGAACACAGCUCAUCGACCUUGUUGCGAAACCUCGACCAGCUAGAUAUCACUGUGAACUUCGGAUCAUAAUGUCCCCUGAGACUCGUGACGAGCCCUAUGAACGACAUUACCUAAAGUCCAUCUCUUCAACCCCCUUUCCUUUCGAUCCUGCCACCUGCGAGGCGUUCUUCAAGCUUUGCGACUUUCACAAAGCUUUCUUCGAAAUGUCAAAUUCAGGACACUCCCAUGUCAUACAGAAUGCGCGGGUAAAUACCUAUAAGCAUGGAGGCACGCAUUCCUUUUUUGUUGGACUUGGUGAUACUGGCAGGUGCAAUAUGAAGGUUUUCGUAUCACAUAAGGAAUGCGACCGAGUUACGACAGUUUUUAUUCACGACUGUUCUGCGUCCGAAAAACGACAUCUGCAAGAUCGAUUCAUGGACAAAGCAUUGCAGCCCUUGACCUUGCACCCUAUUUUCAUUCUUGUUCUCAUCGCAGAACGCCUACAGGAGAGCCUAUGGCGGGAUGUCAAAAAUGUCUACCACGACGCUAAAAAUCAAUUAGAACAAGUUCCCACUUGGGGCCUUGAGCAGCAAGACCUUCAUAAGUCUAUAGAUGCCAUGGCGCAGUCCAACCUAUCGCUCCAAAUCAGCCAAACUGUGCACGCCAACCAGUGGAGGAUGGGUCAACUGCGGGAUUUUAUUGGAAACAUGAAGGCGUGGUCCAGAGAAAUAGAGGACAAAGAUCCCAAGCGCGAAUCAUCUUUCAGAACGGCAUGCAAAGUACUAGAUGACCGCCUCAUGUAUCUCGAAGGCUCACUCGAUGAAGCGCACAUGCAGUUGACAGCGACUCUUCACUAUGUUUCCAUAUACCGACAUUGGGUAAGGUUCAAUGUCUCUUUGUAAAUGUGCGAGACUGAUUGAAUACAGCUCGAUGUUCACAUUGCG
This is a messenger RNA of Mollisia scopiformis, 1800 nucleotides long. RefSeq lists its product as uncharacterized. The record is from RefSeq and is a predicted model, not a curated record. Lineage: Eukaryota; Fungi; Ascomycota; Leotiomycetes; Helotiales; Mollisiaceae. The transcript has 4 exons. The coding region runs from base 217 to 1758 and encodes 513 amino acids.